GAAUUGGAAAGAACGAAAAGCUUGUUCACAAAAAGGGGGGGAAAGCCGUGUGAAAAUAAGGAUGGUUAACUCUUUUGUCUCUCUGUCGAUUCUUCCCUUCAUUGUCUUUGUUGGAAGAGCAACUAUUUGUCUUUCUUAUAUCCUGUCAUUUGACCAGCAAGCUGGUGCAGCUGAAAGCUAUUACUAUGAAUACAUCGAUGAAGAUGCACAGCCAAUGCAGGAUAAUACCAGAUAUGGCCUCCCUGCUAUACAUCCUGACUGGUUUCAUGAAUACGUCAGUUAUGAAGAAAACCCAUGCCUGGAGAUGCCAUGCCAGAAUAAUGGUGUAUGUGAAAGGAAAAGAAACAGGUAUACAUGUCGCUGCCCCGAGCCAUAUGAAGGGUCUAAGUGUGAGAAUGUGAAAAACACAUGUGAAAGGAUCAACUGCAAUAGAGGAGAUUGCCUUAUAAGCUUAAGAGCUCCUCAUUAUAGAUGCCAUUGCAAACACCCCUACAAAGCACCGUUCUGUGACAAAGCACAGUCAUCUUGCCGACCAAAUCCUUGCAAAAAUGGGGGCAUCUGUCAACGGCAUCGGAUAAGGUCCAAAUUCAGCUGCAAGUGUCCUGAGCCAUUCAAAGGAAGGCUUUGCGAAAUAGGACCUGAUGACUGUUUUGAAGAAAAUGGUAUUUCAUACAGAGGAAAUGUCAGUCAAACAAUUCUCCAUAAGACCUGUCUUCACUGGAAUUCUCACCGUCUCCUGGAGUGGAAUUAUAAUGCAUUUAUUGAAGAUGCUGCCUCUUAUGGCCUUGGUGACCAUAACUUCUGCAGGAACCCAGAUGGUGACGAAAAGCCCUGGUGCUUUGUCAGUGUGAAUAACAAAUUGAAGUGGGACUUCUGUGAUGUAUCUGCGUGCUCAAAAACAGCACAGUCCUCUGGGAAUACAGUCACCAAGAAUUCUGCAGCGGCUAGCAGACCUAAUACAUGUGGAAGACCAGAGACAGAAAGACCAUUAAAGAGAAUCUAUGGAGGUGCCAAGUCAACUCCUGGCAAACAUCCGUGGCAAGCCUCUGUUCAGAGGAAGGUUUCAAGGGGCAUAUUUUUCCCCAAAGGACACUUCUGUGGAGGAGUACUGAUUGAACCAUGUUGGGUUCUUACUGCGGCACACUGUGUUUUGACAGAUGCCCACACCCUUGAAGUGGUCCUUGGGAAAAAAGAUCUCCUUAGGAAAGAGCAUUAUGAACAGAAGUUUGAUGUGGAAAAGAUAAUUAUACAUGGACACUAUGAAGAAAUUGAGGAUGUCCCAUACAAUGAUAUUGCUUUGUUGAAGUUGAAACCAAUUGAUGGCCACUGUGCAGUGGAAACAAGAUACGUCAAACGAGUGUGCUUGCCUGAUUCUGCUUUUCCUGAUGACACAGAAUGCUAUAUAUCAGGUUGGGGAGAAACUGAAACAGGUGAAUCAUCUCAUCAGCUGUUAGAUGCCAGAGUAAAGCUGAUUUCCCAGGUGCGGUGUAACGCACGAAGUGCACAUAAUAACAGACUGGAUGAAAGCAUGCUUUGUGCAGGAAAUCUUCAGAGAACAAGCGCUGAUACUUGUCAGGGAGAUUCAGGAGGCCCUCUAACCUGCAUGAAAAAUGGCUCUUAUUAUGUCUAUGGAAUUGUGAGCUGGGGAGAACACUGUGGGUUAAGACAAAAACCUGGAGUCUAUACCCACGUGAUAAGAUUUCUCAACUGGAUUCGUACAAAAAUUCAACGCGAGUCUAGCUUUGAUAUCUAGGAAAGCCCUUCGAAAAAUAAAGGUAAGCCUAAGACAUACGGAUAUACCUUCCUAUUACUCUCAGAUAAGGAAGUUAGUUUUCCAAUUGUCUUUUUGGCAUUAAGGUUGAACUCUUAUACACACCAUUUAACUCACUUCCUUCUUUGUAGAAAUGUGUGGGAUGAUUAUGCUUCCACCAGCCAUACACCAACCUCCUCCUAGGAAUCUUCAUAAGAGAAGUUCUGGACUUUGUGGUCUAGGAGUAUACAAGCCAUGGGGGUUGUUUGUUACUACCGCUAUUAGUUUUAGGGUUGCCUUUGAAUAUUAAUUGGCCUUGUGUUCAUAAGCUUUAUGCUUAAUUUCCUUUGACAUCUUUGAAUGAAUUGUUGAACUCUUUGCUGUAGUGAUGUUAAAUUUUGAAUUGUGUAUUAUGGUUACUGUACUACUGUAUUGAAUGUUCAUUUUGGUAAGCCUCUUUGAGCCACAAAUCUGUGGGAAAUGUGGUAUUUAAAUAAAUUGACUGUCUGCAAGA
This is a messenger RNA of Podarcis raffonei (Aeolian wall lizard), 2264 nucleotides long. It is a transcript of the gene HABP2, whose product is annotated as hyaluronan binding protein 2. Bases 62 to 1753 code for a protein of 563 amino acids. Gene Ontology annotation, molecular function: serine-type endopeptidase activity; calcium ion binding. The record is from RefSeq and is a predicted model, not a curated record. The transcript is spliced from 13 exons. Gene Ontology annotation, biological process: proteolysis. NCBI's taxonomy places the organism in Eukaryota, Metazoa, Chordata, Lepidosauria, Squamata, Lacertidae.